ACCAAAGAAGAAGAAAAUAACUUAAAGCAUUCGAUCAUUAACCAAUUUGAGACGGAAAGUCAUCCUUUUUACUCCAGUGCUCGGCUCUGGGAUGAUGCAGUAAUUGAUCCAAUUGAUACUCGGGAUGUCAUUGGCUUAAGUUUGGCUGCAGCUCUUAACGCACCUAUACUUGAAAGUAAAUUUGGAAUUUAUAGGAUGUAAGUUGCAUCAUAAAAAAUCCCAACUGUUGACAUCUUGCUUCUGAACAGAUAUCGGAAACUUUUGCUUUCUUUUAUCAAACGUCCUUUAAGUGUGUAAUAUGGUUACGAAUAAUGGUGCAAAUGCGUAAAAGACAGAACUUGAAAUUGUAAAAAAUAAAAAUUUUUUAUGACA
Molecule: messenger RNA, 372 nt
Organism: Copidosoma floridanum
Lineage: Eukaryota; Metazoa; Arthropoda; Insecta; Hymenoptera; Encyrtidae
Gene: Mccc2
Product: methylcrotonyl-CoA carboxylase subunit 2
Biological process (GO): L-leucine catabolic process
Cellular component (GO): mitochondrion; methylcrotonoyl-CoA carboxylase complex
Molecular function (GO): methylcrotonoyl-CoA carboxylase activity
Source: RefSeq, a predicted model, not a curated record